This is a messenger RNA of Acanthopagrus latus (yellowfin seabream), 3467 nucleotides long. RefSeq names its product thioredoxin domain containing 5 (gene txndc5). The transcript is spliced from 10 exons. The record is from RefSeq and is a predicted model, not a curated record. Lineage: Eukaryota; Metazoa; Chordata; Actinopteri; Spariformes; Sparidae. Gene Ontology annotation, biological process: protein folding. The coding region runs from base 149 to 1513 and encodes 454 amino acids. Gene Ontology annotation, molecular function: protein disulfide isomerase activity. Gene Ontology annotation, cellular component: endoplasmic reticulum.
CAAACAGGCUUCCAUACUUCCUCAGAGAAUGGCACUUGCCUGGACCCGUCAGCUUGGACGGGGCUCGUAAAGGCGCUUGCGGGCUUGCACAGAUCUGAACAUCGUCCUGUUUGCAUGCCCGGCCGCAACAACUGGAUUCUCCAUUUGCAUGUGUCCCAUCCACACUCCACAUUCCUCUAAAGCCAGGCUGCCAGAGGGGCGUGCACGUUCAGAGUCGGUCUUUUUCACACUAGCUGGGACACCGUUCACCCACCGGGAGAGAUUCACCAUGGCCUCAGCACUGAAUUGCACACCCGUUAUGUUGUGUUUUAUUUAUAUUUCCGUACUGUUUGCAAGUGUGCUUUGCGACGCUGACGCUGACGCUGAAGAAGACGAGCAUGCCAAGCACUCGUACACGGUGGAGAUGUUCAACGAGGCGGUGCCCACUGCACCCCACUUUGUCAUGUUUUACGCCCCGUGGUGCGGCCAUUGCCAGAGGUUACAGCCAGCUUGGAAUGAACUGGCAGACAAGUACAACAGCAUGGACGAGCCCCCUGCAUAUGUGGUAAAAGUAGACUGCGUCCAGGACACCAAGUUCUGCUCCAAUGUCCACGGGGUUCGGGGCUACCCCACAUUGAAGUUGUUUAAGCCAGACCAGGAGGCUGUUAAGUACCAGGGGCCCAGGGAUCUGCAGUCUCUGGAGACCUGGAUGCUAAAGACACUCCAGGAGGAGCCUUCGGAACCUGAGACUGAACUGGAGCCUCCGAAAGCCCCAGAGCCCAAACAGGGCAUGUAUGAGCUCACUGCUCUCAACUUUAAAUCGCACGUAGCCAAAGGUGCUCAUUUUGUGAAGUUCUUUGCUCCAUGGUGCGGUCACUGUAAAGCCAUGGCUCCAACCUGGGAGCAGCUGGCCACCAGCUUUGAACACUCUGAUGAUGUCAAGAUAGGAAAGGUGGACUGUACACAGCACUAUGAGGUGUGCUCUGAGAACGGCGUACGGGGAUAUCCCACUCUGCUCUUCUUCAACAAUGGACAGAAGACAGACCAGUACAAAGGAAAAAGAGACCUGGACUCUUUCAAAGACUUCGUGGACAACCAGCUGAAGGCUGCCAUUGCCGUGAAGCAAGAGCAGGAACCAAGUGAGGAACAAAAAGCAAACGAGAUCCCCGCUGACGAGCCAGCCAAGGAGGAGGUGAAGUCCGGUGUGUUGACCCUGACAGAGAGCAACUUUGACGAGUCUGUGGCCAAGGGCAUCACCUUCAUCAAAUUCUACGCUCCAUGGUGUGGCCACUGUAAGAACCUUGCUCCAACAUGGGAGGAUCUCUCCAAGAAGGAGUUUUCUGGCCUCACUGACGUCAAGAUAGCCAAAGUGGACUGCACUGUGGAGCGCACACUGUGCAACAAGUACUCUGUGCGAGGUUACCCGACCUUGCUCAUCUUCAGAGCGGGGGUUCAGGGUGACGAGCAUCACGGCGGGCGGGACCUGGAGAGCCUGCACAGCUUUGUGAUGAGGCAGGCGAGAGACGAGCUGUAAAAACGGUCAAGUCAGCACUCAACUCUCCACCACUCUGCUCGCCCACACUGCAUAGCUGGCCAGUAGGACACCACUCUCUUUCCUACAGUAGCCAAACCUCUGUCUAUCUCUCUCUCCACUAUGGUUCUCUUCAGAAAGGAGUCAGCCAAUGACAGACUGAUGUAGUCUGUCAUCGCUCUCCAGUGUUCAAGGACUGAUGAUUCAGUAGUUUUGGAUGUGAAUGUAUUUCUCGUUGCUGUUGCCCAACCCUAACCCUCCUACUAUGGAGAGAACUAUCAUAGUGGUUGGGUUUACGAAUGAAGUAAUAUGUCUGACAACCACUUUGCAAGCACUGCUCAGUCAAUCAGAACCAGAAUUCCUCGCACAUAUAAAAACUGUUUUUUUAUUCAAAGGGUGGCAGUAGAGGACAGAUGUCCCUGUUUCUGCCUGUUCAAAAUCAAUUGUUUCUGAUUAACUUCUGUUGACAUUUGACUUUUUUAAAUGUUAAAUUUUAUACAUGGGAUCUGUUGUUUAAUCAUAAGCCAUUAAAGUUGCGGUACUGUCAUUCGAAGGUUUGUAAAGUUUGCGUUGCCCGAAUGUGAAGUUGAGUGUUAAGUUGAGGGUCCUUUCUAUCCAUGCCGGCGAUGGCCUUUCUGACUUAACUCUCAGGGAAACACCCAGGAAAGCUAGAGGAAGUUGUGAUGGAGUCUGAUUUUUCUCUCAAUCAUGAAUUUCUUUUGGGAAUAACAACCAGUUUUGGUUCAUCUGUGCGUCUUAAACAUUUUCUGACUCCUUCUCAAUCAUCCCUCCCGACUCCUCCUAGCAUUCAGGGUCUCAGGCCUGGACCAUGUUGCCCCAUAUCUCCAACACUGAACAUCUUUAGAGUCACUACUGCUUUAAUUUUUGUUGUUUUCUGUUUGCUGUAGACUGCAGCUCAUCUAGUGCAGCUUGGUAUGAAAUCUUUAAAACUGGCUCUUCACUUUAUCCUCCAAUGUAACAGAAGAAGUGUGAAUGUAUAGUGUUUGUGCUUUGUCUCUAAGGCCAGGCUCGUUCAUGAACCUGUAACCUGAUUUUAUGCAUGAGAAAUGGAGCUCUUCUCCUGUUCAUCUUUUCAGCUUUUAGAAGCUUCCCUCUGUGAUUGGAUAUUUUUUGUAAUAAUGUUUGUGAGGCUGGAACUGAGACAAACGUUCACUGCAGCUCAGGGUCAGGUGGGCUAGCUAGCAUCAUAUCGCCUCUAUGAUUGUGAUCUUUUCUUACCUUGAUGAUGGAACCAGCUGCAUCUUUGGUCUGUAUUGUUUGCUUUUCCUGGUCUCAAGUAUCAUUUCAACAUGCUAUAUUUACUGACAGUGGGAAAAAAAUGAUGUGCAGCUAACGUCUUAAGACACCAAAAACUAUGGACCGAAUAGAUGGGUAUAGCUUAAGCAGCAUUGAUAGUGGGAUGAUGUCACUAACUGAUAAAAUGAUCUAGACAUAGUAGCAUCAUUUAUCAAAUGCAACAAAAAUAAAGCCUAAUUUUGCUACUUGCUGGUUUUAAUAACCCAUUCUGAAGUGUUCUUUAGUCUGCCGUAUACUGUAUAAUAACCACCUUGGAUCCCACAGGUCCAAGUCAAGGGCCAAGAAAAUGAUCCGUCAAUUUAAGCUAGUCUUUUCAGCGCACUUUUCUAUACCUUUACUCACCUCUGACUCCCUUUACGCUACAAAUGCUCUUCGACCCAGGUUUUGUGAGAAGUAUGUGCUGCACGAUGCAGGGCACCAUUUAUUGUCUAAACCCAGGUACACAAACAGUCAGACACAGCAGUUUUUUGUCAGUAAAAGUUUUUAUGGAUAGCACAUGGUCUAAGGAACUCCAGUGACAGAAGUAUUUUUUUCCUUGUGAGUCAUGGGUUGUGACUACCCAUGGAUUUUGUACAAAAAAAAAGAGUGAAUAAUGGCAAGUUGUAACAUGAGAUUUCAUAAUAAAUUUUUUUUCAAAAAA